CUUGAUUCAUCAAGGACAACAGACGUCGAUCGAAAGUCGAAACGAUCCGGAGUCCUCCACAAACUUCAUAAACGUUGCUCAGGAUGCCCUGAAACCUCCGCAAUAUCUUACAUCGACAUCGCCCCACUCGUUCGUCGAAAACAACAAUCAACAACAUGGCCACCUCGACCUUACCAGCUCCGACCGCAUUCCCUUCUCCAUUCCCAGUACCCUCAAAAUCAACCAGCGGCCACAUCAACGGAGUCCUCACCGAAGUCUCAUCCAUGGUCUUCUCCGACAAAAUACUCAUCACAAUCUCUCAAGCCGGCAAGCUCGCACACUGGGUCCACGUGCCACUCGCGACAGCGACGGCCGAUCCGCUUUCCGGACCAAUUGCAAACUCGUCUUCCGAGAACGAGUUCCUGCCAAUGAGCCAUCUGACAGCGACCACUGUUCUGGGCGGAACCAGACGGGACGACGAGAUCAUAGGUCAGACUUUGGCUACUACGAUUGCUAGUGCCCUUUUGGUGAAGAGACCUCAGGAGGAGCGUCUGCUUGUGAUCGGCGCGGGGUGGGUGAACGCUGCCGAGACUUUGACGGGGAGGGCUCAGUUUGAAGAGGUUCUUGGGCUGGUUUUGGAGGUUUUGUGAGGCAGAGUGGACCCACUACGGUCACACGUUUUGUGCAGCCGAGAAAUGUUCGGCUAUAUUGCGCUCCAUCGGAACAACGCUCAAGUGAGGGAGAUAGCUUCUGGUCACUGCGAACUCCCAAUCCCUGGACGCUCUAUCGGCUGAGAUACGGUACCAUGUAUCUGGAAAGGCCUGGGACAGCCACAGUACGCUCAAGCGAAGUCGAGGAACACGAGGAAAUGCUCUCUGAUCAUGGACCCGCAACAAUGGACAGACGAACAAAAUCGCGAGUCCUCAAGGAGAUCAGCGGAUGAGAAGUGGUUCCAUGGCAAGCUAUUCCAUCUCGCACUCCUGACAAGACACAAUGCCAGCGGGAAGCCAUCUUCUACUCCGGACAAGACACAAUGCCAGCGGGAACACCACCUUACCCCAAAGUCGGCGUAUCUACGGACUCGAAACAUCACGAACCACGAACCGGGCUGGAUGGGCGUGGACUUUCGUGCCGCCCGUGCCACUUGGCCACGAGGCAGUGACUACAGGCUCGGCACGAUACCUGGCUGGUCUGUGAAAGUAGGCCGUGGACCUGGCGAUAUGAAUUCAUGGAACAAUAUCAUGAAUACUCUCCACCGUUCCGGGUUUCACUCCUAUUCUCUCCGAUCUUGUGAAUGACAUCUUCCUCCCUCCUCAUUCCUAUGCCAACACGAUGUAAACUACGUACAAUUUUCGUC
This is a messenger RNA of Zymoseptoria tritici IPO323, 1336 nucleotides long. RefSeq lists its product as uncharacterized. Gene Ontology annotation, biological process: proteasome assembly. The record is from RefSeq and is a predicted model, not a curated record. NCBI's taxonomy places the organism in Eukaryota, Fungi, Ascomycota, Dothideomycetes, Mycosphaerellales, Mycosphaerellaceae. Bases 156 to 629 code for a protein of 157 amino acids. The transcript has a single exon.